Messenger RNA from Photinus pyralis (common eastern firefly), 3525 nucleotides. RefSeq names its product transient receptor potential cation channel trpm-like. Bases 47 to 1402 code for a protein of 451 amino acids. The record is from RefSeq and is a predicted model, not a curated record. Lineage: Eukaryota; Metazoa; Arthropoda; Insecta; Coleoptera; Lampyridae. The transcript has 4 exons.
GAAAGUGGAAGAUAUUAAUACAAAAGAAAACAACCAAACCUCCUCGAUGCAAAGUGUGGAGUUUCGCCUCCGAAAAGUCGAGGAGGCAUCUCAAGAUAUUCUCGCUCACCUAGCCGUCAUACACCGAUUUAUGGCGACGCGUACCAACGAAGAGUUACCGCCAAUACAAAUAGUUACCGAUCGCACAAGAAAAACAAGCGAAAGAUCCGAGGCUCCCUCGGAAGAGUCACAUUUAUCCGUACAGCCGGUUCGCAAGAAACCCAUACGAUCACUCACAGAAGUUCGUCCCGACGCGUACAUAUUCGACGACGGACUACAUUUUGAGGUAAGGCCCGUGGAAGAAGAAGACGAGACUAACGACGCGGAGACUUUUUCGGCUACAGGUAGCAGAAAACAGUUGAAUCUUUUAGAAGAGAGACAGAGAAGUAGUGAGUCGAAAACGUCGCUGGAAAGUUUGGAUGAAAAAGACGAAGUUCAAUUGUCGGCGGACGACUUGGCGGCGCUCAGUUUGGAUACGUUAAGGUGGAGAGCGGCGAAGCGGAGGAGGGAUUCUGCCGGUACUGGGCGGCGCAGUUCGGAUGGCGGGAAUGGAGACUCUUUACACGGCAGUCGCCCAGUUCUUGCCGUCCGCCAAUUUUCACAGACACAUUCAGAACCCGACAACAGCGAGCAUUCAGUAUUGGCCAACCUACCGAUGCGCGCAGGUACAGUGGAACGGAGCGUCACGUUUGCGGAACCGACGAUCACAGUUAUACCACCGACCACUGCGGGACAAAACAACGCUCGUAGUAUGCUAAUGGCCAUGCAUACGGAAUACACCAGCAUAACGGACGAACUCGAAACCGUCUGCGGAUUAUUAAGUCCGCCGAGAACGCCGAACCUUCUAUCGCCGCCGCGCCCCGGGCAAAACGCCACCGCCUUACCGUCACGAAGACGUCACACGUCUGAAAUGUCCAAUCCUGAAAUAGCGUUACAUAUCGAGAAAGAGCACCUUCGCGACGCCGAAGAAAGCGACUACAUGCUAAUGGAAAAUCUCAUACAAAGAAGGUACAUCGAGGACGACGUACCGAAUCCGGGCAUGCUGACGGUGGUUCGCGAAACCUGCGAACUUUACCGUACCCCUCUGCCUUUGAGAGCUUUAAGACGUUCGAGCGCGAUCGAAGACGACAUAGCCGGCGUUCCGCUUCCGGAGGACGGUCCAUCGACGUCCGGUCAAAAUGAGACCUUGCGCCAAGAUUCCUGCGACUCUAACACUUUAAGUGAGGCCGCUCCUCUCAUAAAUCAGUUACCACAAAGGCCCUCUAUUGUAAUUGAUUCUUCUCAGUUACCGUUUCAGAGAGAAGAUCUGAAAAAGGCCGACAGUAAGGGUAGUCUUCAUAUGCAAUCAGAAACGAUGUGUUAGGUUUCUAUCUCAGUUUGCUCAUUUAUUAGGUAUUGAGUUACCUACAAUAACGUAGACCGUAGUUCGCGAUGUAAAAACUAUAAUCUCAUUUUGGUAAUAUAGAAAAAAAGCCAUAUUCAUAUACUACUAAAAGUGUCUCAAGGACACUUUAAUAAUCUACAUGCUUAUAAAGCCGUUGCUCUGUGAUGAAAUAUUUAUUUACAUAUCAAAAACUCAAUAAUUUUAUUUUAUGAUUAACUUUUUAAACAUUAGGAUAAACAAAAAUUAACAUGUGUAAAUACAUCAGAACAAGAUUUUUACAAGAAGAUAUACAAAUUGACAUAUAAUUAUUUUAAUAGCCAAAAAAUGGCUUAACUAAAGUAUAAAAAGGUUUCUGCUGUUAAACUGCGAGAUAAUAAAAUAGUGCGCAUUUGUUUUGCUUUUUAAACAAUAGGUGGUGGUUAACUUGGGACCCAAUGGACUGGAACUAUAUUAACAGAUCUGUUUAUAUCGGAACUUUUUUUAUUUUGAGAAAACAUAGGUACUUAUGUUUUUUAGUUUAUUUUAUGUUUUUAGCAAUUAAACGCUGUGACCAAUUAUAAAAACAUUUUGGGUCAUUUGACUUAAUCAAGAGCCUAAUUAAGGUAGGUCUGAAAGAUGAUAAGACAUUUGGUUAUGUCCAUCACAUUUUUCCAUUUUUUUUCUUGAUUUUGGGCCAGUUGCAGGUAGGCAUGGCAAUUGCAUUUGGAAUUUUAUUUAUUCAGGCAAAUGAAAUCAAAAAAAGUAAAAAGUAAAAAAUGCUUUGUGCAUUAUUUUCGUGUUCUUUAUCAUACAACCUUUUUCUCCAGUCUUGUUUUUACAAUAAUUUGUUGGUGAUUUUGAUUAGGGCGUUGCAGCUCCAUAUGGCGGAGAGAUCAUUAUUAUUUUGAUAUGAUUUGAACCCCAGCUUAAUGUUUAGCAGGGGCACGGGCUUUUUUAUGAAUGCUCAUACUUUCUACUUUAUUCACUUCCAUGUUUUGCCUUGCCUUUUUUGAUUUAUCUGGCAAAAAUCAAAAAAACAGUCUUAAAUAACUAGCAUUUGACGAACGGGAUUCUGUACUUAAUAUAACCCUUGUAAAGAGUUACUUAAAUUGUACUUUAAGAAACUCUAAAACAAUUUGAGUAUUAUGCAAGUCAACUUAAAUGGCGUGUACUAUUGUGACAUAUCCAAAUCAAAAUUGUAUACAGUUGUGAAUAUGGCUAUUGGGUAUUUUUGUAACAAUAACCCUUCAUAUUAUCAUAUCCAGUCACACAAUAACUGUUAAUCGUCGAAGUAGAAUUUACAAACUGAUUAUUAUAAAACUAUCAGAUGCUUGUAGAUAUUUUAAGUCAUAACUUAUUUUUCUAAUACUGUAAGUAAAUAUCACUUUAUAAUCUAUCUCUUAUAUCGAUAAAUGGUAACGAAUCAAAUUUUUUAGAUUAAAGUAUUAAAAAAACAUAAAUUAAUUUUAUAUUGUAGGUAUAUUUUUUAAAAACAACUGACAAUAUAUAUCUAGUGACUAGUCUUUAAAGGCUGAUUUUUAUAUUUGUUGGUUCAUCUUCAAAAAAUCAGCCUCGAGUGAAUUAGGUAAUUGUAAAUAAAAAAAUUGGAAUUGAUGCUCAAUAGGAACUAUCGGAGCACCAAGGCAAUUGAAUUAGUUAAAUUUCUUUCUCUUUGUACUUAGCUUUAAGCAGUGUCUACAGCAAUAUUAUCUAAUUGUUACAAAAUCUCAAACUCACACAGCUCAUCGAUGAUCAAUUCAUUUUUCUGUUCUCAUACUUGCAGUGAAAAUGUGUCAUAUCAUCUAAUACCAACUAAUAUAGAACAAAUUAACUGCCUAUAUACACAAGGAUAGUCGUUGAGUGUAAAAAACAUACAUUAAAUUGUUAAUCGUAAAUUAGCUCUAUGAAUUGUAUCCUAUAUCGUAUCACAAAUCGCAUUCAGCAAACCGAAUGGAAAUUCAAUAAAGAACACAGUGGCAGUUAUACAAUUUCGUGAAUGAUUUUUACCAAUGACCAAAACAGAACCACCAUUUUAUAUCUUUAUGUAAAAUUGUAAAACAACUUUUGGUAUAAAAAGUGAUAUGUAUUGAAGAAAUAAAGCAAUGAUGAUUUUAAAUCUGUUA